Messenger RNA from Eucalyptus grandis, 633 nucleotides. Its product is annotated as agamous-like MADS-box protein MADS9. The record is from RefSeq and is a predicted model, not a curated record. The coding region runs from base 1 to 633 and encodes 210 amino acids. NCBI's taxonomy places the organism in Eukaryota, Viridiplantae, Streptophyta, Magnoliopsida, Myrtales, Myrtaceae. Gene Ontology annotation, biological process: positive regulation of transcription by RNA polymerase II. The transcript is spliced from 7 exons. Gene Ontology annotation, molecular function: protein dimerization activity; DNA-binding transcription factor activity, RNA polymerase II-specific; RNA polymerase II cis-regulatory region sequence-specific DNA binding. Gene Ontology annotation, cellular component: nucleus.
AUGGGGAGAGGGAAGAUAGAGAUUAAAAGGAUAGAGAAUACGAACAACAGGCAGGUGACAUACUCGAAGAGAAGGAAUGGGCUCAUCAAGAAGGCCAAGGAGAUCUCUGUCUUGUGUAAUGCUAAGGUGUCGUUGAUCAUCUUUGGUGGCUCUAAGAAGAUGCAUGAAUAUUGCACCCCUUCCACAAAGUUGACUGAUAUAUUGGAUGAGUAUCACAGGCAGUGUGGGAAGAGGUUGUGGGAUGCUAAGCAUGAGAAUCUCAACGGUGAAAUCGACAGAAUCAAGAAGGAGAACGACAAUCUGCAGAUCAAGCUCAGGCAUCUGAAUGGACAAGACAUAAAUUCCUUGAACCAUAAAGAGCUCAUUGUCCUAGAUGAUGUCCUUGAGAAUGGCCUUGCUUUCGUCCGAGAUCAAAAGAUGGAGGUCAUCAACACACACAGGAGGAAUCACAAGAUGUUGGAGGAGGAGAACAAGGAGCUCAAUUACUAUGCGCAGAUUUUAUCUUUUUAUAAUGUUUUGUUUUCGCUAUUGCUGGGGAAUCUACAGCAACUCCAGGACUAUAAGUCACAUCAUCACAUGCCUUUCACUUUUCGCGUGCAGCCUCUUCAGCCCAAUUUACAGGAGAGGAUUUAG